CUCGGCACCCUGCCCCAUGCCUGUGCAUAGCCAGGCUCUCCACCCACAUCCACAGCCGGAACAUCGCGUCUGUAAAUCAGCUCCGCAUCCUGCUAGAAGAAGCGGUGACAAACAGAACCUCCUGGCUUGGUUCCCAAGGAGUAUCUGUUGGAAGAGAUGGCGAUGUGCCUGGGCUCGUUGUUGUUGGUCUUCAUGCUGGGUCAGGUUGUGACCCCACCAACCCUGGCUCAGGAUAACUCCAGAUACAGACACUUCCUGACUCAGCAUUAUGAUGCCAAACCAAAGGGCCGGAAUGACAGAUACUGUGACAGCAUGAUGGAGAGACGGGGCCUGACCUCACCCUGCAAAGACACCAACACCUUUGUUCAUGGCAACAAGGGCAGCAUCAAGGCCAUCUGUGGAAACAAGAAUGGAAACCCUUACCGAGAAAACUUAAGAAUAAGCAAGUCUCCUCUCCAGGUCACCACUUGCAAGCAUUCAGGAGGUUCUCCCCGGCCUCCGUGCCGGUACCGCGCCACGGCAGGGUUCAGGCACAUAGUUAUUGCCUGUGAAAAUAGUUUGCCUGUCCACUUUGACGAGUCUUUUUUUCAUCCAUAGCCAGAAGCCAUGGCCCAGAACUGGGUCUACUUUUCUUGUUUACCCGCUACACCCCACAUGACAUUUAUUGUCAGGGUCCCAGAAAAUGAGCUACCCGAAAAUCUUGUCUUCUGUUUUACAGCACAUUUAAUAAAUAAAAAUGUCUCUAAAACCAGUAAGAA
Molecule: messenger RNA, 758 nt
Organism: Nannospalax galili (Upper Galilee mountains blind mole rat)
Lineage: Eukaryota; Metazoa; Chordata; Mammalia; Rodentia; Spalacidae
Gene: Ang
Product: angiogenin
Exons: 2
Coding region: 157-597 (146 amino acids)
Biological process (GO): defense response to Gram-positive bacterium; antibacterial humoral response; angiogenesis
Molecular function (GO): RNA nuclease activity; nucleic acid binding
Source: RefSeq, a predicted model, not a curated record